Messenger RNA from Neodiprion fabricii, 1528 nucleotides. Its product is annotated as mitochondrial folate transporter/carrier. Gene Ontology annotation, molecular function: folic acid transmembrane transporter activity; FAD transmembrane transporter activity. Gene Ontology annotation, biological process: folate import into mitochondrion; mitochondrial transport; nucleotide transport. The record is from RefSeq and is a predicted model, not a curated record. Lineage: Eukaryota; Metazoa; Arthropoda; Insecta; Hymenoptera; Diprionidae. Bases 263 to 1285 code for a protein of 340 amino acids. The transcript has 6 exons. Gene Ontology annotation, cellular component: mitochondrion; mitochondrial membrane.
GUGGAACUCUGUUUCAGUAUGGCGGCGUGUAAGCGCAAGGAAGCAUCGUAUUUUGUUACGUAAGCCAUAUACCUCGUGAUAUAUCAGUUUCUCGAUUGUUUCGAGAAUAACGGUGACUACGACGAGUCAAAAGAAAUGUUCCGAGGCGGACGGUGGUGUUGUCAUUGCUGGAAACAAUGAUUGUGAUACGACUGUUGGAAAUCUGCGACCCGAACACGAUAGAAUCGAGAAUUCAGUAACGCACGAAGAGUCCACACGCAACAUGUCUACGAUAAAAACCACAGGGACGGGAACCACGCGAGUUCUCCCGGUGUUCAGUCAUGUCAAAUAUGAACAUCUGAUUGCUGGUCUGUCCGGCGGGGUCUUGUCGACCUUGAUGCUGCAUCCCUUGGACCUGAUAAAAAUCAGAUUUGCCGUUAACGAUGGCAUCACACAUUCUACUCCACAGUACAGUGGUCUUCGGGGUGCCUUCGUAGAAAUCCACAGGACAGAGGGACUGAGAGGCCUCUACAGAGGGGUAGUACCAAAUAUUCUGGGCUCAGGCAGCUCUUGGGGAUUCUAUUUUUUCUUCUAUAACACAAUAAAAACAUGGAUUCAAGGUGGAAAUGCAAAGAAGCCUGUGGGCCCAGUAAUGCACAUGUUGGCUGCAGCCGAUGCUGGGAUUAUGACACUGUUAAUAACGAAUCCAAUCUGGGUAGUUAAGACGCGGCUUUGCCUUCAAUAUACAAGUGAUGUGAAUCUUGCAGAAAGCAAAAGGUACUCCGGCUUGGUUGAUGCUCUCACCAAAAUAUAUAAAACAGAGGGUAUUCGAGGACUCUACAAGGGUCUUGUUCCCGGAAUGUUCGGUGUCUCACACGGCGCGCUUCAGUUUAUGACGUAUGAGGAAAUGAAGAAUAGCUAUAACGACUACCGAGGAUUACCCAUAGACACAAAACUGAGUACAACGGAUUAUAUUGGUUUUGCCGCCUUAUCAAAAUUGUUCGCUGCUAUGGCGACGUACCCGUAUCAAGUAGUGAGGGCUCGACUUCAGGAUCACCAUCACGACUACAGAGGAACUUGGCAUUGUAUUCAACUAACAUGGAGGGGUGAAGGUUGGCGUGGCUUUUACAAAGGGUUAGGCCCUAAUCUUGUCAGAGUGACGCCCGCGACUAUCAUCACAUUCGUCACCUAUGAGAACGUUUCCUACAAACUGCUACGCGCCAAGUCAUCCCGCACGGAGGAUUUACCGGCAACUACCGCUGUCGCUAUAUUGAACACGUCAAAAACUGAGGUAACAGCGAAUUGAGUCCACCUCCCCGCAGAACCGACCCAUUCGGAAGUUAUCCAUAUAAUUCAAAGACUGUUCAAGAUAUUCGGACAGUGAAGAGCAAUGACUGAAAGGUUCACCAUUGCAUGUUUUUAUGUUCCAAACAGACUAUGUACUGAAUUUCGUUACUUGCAAGUGUAACUAUAAGUUGUUAAUGUUAAAUUUGAAUUUUGUAAAGAUAGGAGUAUUUGAAUGUUCCUGCCAUUAUAAUCCUUUCAUCAG